AUGAACUUUAUUUAUUUUAUAUUUUAUAUAAUAAUAAUAUAUUUUUUUAUAGAUUUUGUAAAAAAAAAUAUUAAAAAAAAAAAAAAUGAACCCCCAGGACCAUUAUCUCUACCUUUAAUUGGAAACUUACAUCAAUUAACAUUAUUGCCACAUAGGGGGUUAACAAGAUUAGCAGAUAAAUAUAAGGGUAUUUAUAGAAUAUAUUUUGGAGAUAUGUACACAGUGGUGGUCACAGACUUUGAUAUCAUUAAACAAAUGUGGGUAAAUGAUUUUAUAAAAUUUGCAGAUAGACCCAAACCUCGAAGCUGUAAAUCAUGGUCAAAUAAUUUUCAAAAUUUAGGUCUAUCAGAUCUUGAAACGUGGUCUAAAGUUCAUUUAAUUAUAGUAUCAUCUCUAACUAAAACAAAAAUCAUAUCAAAAUCAGCCACUACAAUAGAUGAACAAACUAAAUCACUUUUAUAUUAUAUAAAUGAAAAAUGUAAUGAAACAAGCUCUUUUGGUUCUAAUAAAAAAAUUAUUAAAACAUUUUCAUUAAAUAUAUUGAUGGAGAUAUUAUUUUCAAAAAAAUUAACAAAUAAUGAAAAUCAAAAUGAUGAUGCUACAGAAUUUGUUAAAUCGGUAAAUAGUGUAUUUGAAUAUUUAGGUAAAGGAAAUUUAUCAGAUUUUAUAUCGAUACUAAGACCACUAUAUUAUUUUUCGGGAAAGGGUUUUGAAAGAGAAUUUAAAUAUCUAAUGGAUAUCCUUGAGAAUAUAUACAAUGAACACCUGGUUAAUUUAGAUACUCAUAAUCCAAAUGAUUUAUUCGACCAAUUAAUUAUUGAAACUAAUGGGGAUAAAGAAUUUAUAAAAAAUGUAUCAUUAGAUUUAAUUUUAGCAGGUUCUGACACUAUAACAUGCACUAUUGAAUAUUUCAUUUUAUUUAUGAUUAACAAUCCUGUUAUGCAAGAGCGGUUAUAUAAAGAGCUUUUAGAUACAUUUGGUAACAAUAUAAAAUUUAUUUCUUAUAAUGACACUUUAAAACUACAGUAUUUUAAUGCGUGUCUUAAAGAAACUAUUCGUAUAAAACCACCAGCACCAUUGGGUCUAUUUAGAUACUCACGUCAAGAUUCUUAUGUGGGUAAAAAUAAUGAAUACUUUAUACCAAAGAACACCAUGAUAUUUCAAAAUAUAUUUGGUUUAUAUAAUUCAGAACGUUUUAUUAAAGAUUGUUCUUUGUUUUUACCAGAUAGAUGGAUGAAUAAUAAAAACGAAGAAAAAAAUGAAAAUGAUCAAGAUUUCAAUGAUGACUUAAUGGAAAAAGAAAACAAAGACAAAUACUAUCAAAAACUAGAUAAGCUAUUUAACCCAUUUUCAAUUGGUAAGCGUCGUUGUCCAGGAGAACAAAUUGCCAAAGUAGAAAUUAGUAUUUUUUUAUGCAACCUAUUUUAUAAUUUCAAGAUAUCAAAUCCAAAUGAAAAUGGAAUAAUUGAUGAAAAGGAAUUAUUUUUCAUAACAAUCCGUCCAAAACCUUUUUCAAUGAAGUUUACCAAAAGAAAAUAA
Messenger RNA from Dictyostelium purpureum, 1539 nucleotides. RefSeq lists its product as uncharacterized. The record is from RefSeq and is a predicted model, not a curated record. The transcript has 5 exons. Gene Ontology annotation, molecular function: oxidoreductase activity, acting on paired donors, with incorporation or reduction of molecular oxygen; monooxygenase activity; heme binding. Lineage: Eukaryota; Evosea; Eumycetozoa; Dictyosteliales; Dictyosteliaceae. The coding region runs from base 1 to 1539 and encodes 512 amino acids.